AUGAGUAACACGGAAGCUGAAAAUGAUGAAGAAACUCAACAACAUGAGGAAAAAAUUGAUUGGGAAUCACUGUUAAAUGCAGCGAAUGAUCCGGAUCUUACCGAAUUCCUGCAAUCACCGGUCGAUGAUGCAAUUAAUAUUCUCAAAACAGGACGAGAAAUCCAAAAACUAUCGAUAAUUCGAACACUGAACGAUUUGCUGGAAACCGACGGUGAUCAAGUUGUCGAAAAGAUCAUGCCAAUUGUCCAACAAAUGUUGAGUGAGGAAUGCUCGAAUUUGGAUAUGCAAUGUGAAGCAGCUGUCACCUAUAAAAAUAUUUAUCGAAAUAGUAAACUUACCGCUCAUGUUUUAAUGCGGCGCAGCAAAAAGAUAAUUGCAAUAACGGCAGCAGCAUGGUUAGAAACGCUUGUCGAAGUGAUCGAUCAGGUGCCCGUAUCGCAACUCAAACAGCUCGUUGUACCAUUAACAAUUUCACAAGCUGAAACAUCACAACGAGCACAACGACGUGUACUUGCAACUAAAUUAAUUAUUAAAUUAUGUGCAAAUUUAGAACCUAUUGAUAUUCGACGUGAUAUUAUGCCGUGUGUCCAAAUGCUUUGUAAUGAUCCGAAUUCGAAUGUGCGAAGUUCUAUAGCUCAAAAUUUGUCUGUUGUCGCUGAAUCGCUGAGGAAUCCGAAUGAUUGUGGAUUAGUGCCAUGUUUGCUUCAACUGUGCAAGGAUACUGAAAUUGGAACACGUGAGGCGGCAUUGAAUAAUGUCGCUCUUUGUAUUCCAUUUCUAUCAAAAGAGCAACGUAAAUGUUCAAUUGUUCCACUCUUGAAGCGUUCAAUCGAGCAAGCGCUAAGCGCUCAAGAUGAAACGCUUGGUGUGGUGGCUAAAAAUCUUGGCCAAUGGAUAGAUUUAUUGCAGGAUGUGUUAACAGUACGAGACCACAAUUGGUUCUUGGAUAUUUAUGUUCAGAUUGCCAAUCUAUCACGAUGUUCAUCAUCCAGUAAUGAUAGCAAUGUUUCAUCAAAUAUUCAAACAUCAGUUAGGCGCAUGUGUGCUUACAAUUUCCCUUGUAUGGUAUUGAAAUACGGUGAAAAUUUCUUCAAGGAUCGUUUGUUACCAAUUUUGGAAGGUUUUUGUGCUGAUCCAGACGAUGAUAUUCGAUCUGCAACAGCUGCGGGAUUUCAUGAGGUUGUAAAAUUGAUGUCGAAUGAACCAACUCUUCUACCACCAUUUUUUGAGUUGAUUCGUGGAAGUUCUGCUGAAGUCGUUGGACAUUUGAUGGGUAACCUUGAUCGAAUUCUUCCAGUACUCUAUAAAUGUGUUUCCGAGCAAAAUAAUUGUAAAAUCAGCAGAUUACAGUUGGAUCAUAUAAUAAUAGGAUGUAACCGACUGAUACGUAAAACAAGUUCCUGGCGGGCGCAACAUUCAUACCUAAAAAAUAUUGCCGUGCUACGAUAUUUAGUUCCCGUUAAGGAUCUCUUUAUCUCAUUUAUUCCAAUGCUCAAACAAGAGGUGCUAACUACGCGAGCGAUUCCGUGUCGUGUUGCUGCUUCAAUCACACUUCUUCUAUUUAUGAGAGAAAAUCCCUGCGAAGUCGAUCGCCAAUCAAUUAUCGACUUCUUUGUUCAUUCAAUCGCAAGGCAUCAAAAUUGUCACCGACGUCGAUUAUUUUUGGACAUGAUUCCGGAAAUUAUCGCCAAUUUCAGCCGCAAAUUUUUUCAUACGCAUUUUUUGAUUCCAAUUUUGGCAAUGGCAAACGAUAAAGUGACAAGCAUUAGGUUACAGUUGUGUCAUAUGCUUCCAAAAAUAAAAGCAAAUUUAUAUUUGCCGGAAGAUGAGGAGAUUUUGCGACGGAUGGAAGGAAUUAUUCGUGAAUUGCUUUCCAAAGAGCAAAAUUUAUCAACACGACAGUUAAUUCAAACAUAUGCAUGUGAGUUAUCACGAAGUGAGACUCGAAGUAAGAGUGACAAAUCGGAUGAGUUAAAAGAAAACGCUGAGAAUGAAAUUUGGAAUCAGAAGGAAGCAGUCAUGGAAAUUCUUGAAGAAGCAAACAACAAUGCUUUAGAAGAGCGCCUCAAUCAGAAAAGAGUCACUAACAAAGACGCUAAUCGUUUGGAUAAAGGCCUUUGGCGUACACAUAUACAACAUCCCAAAACGGCUGUUGUUAGGCCACAACCACAAGUUAUUGUCACACAACGUAGUCCAAGCCCGAUGCCACGUAGUUUUAGGACUAUAAUGGAAGAACGAAAAUCACGACUUCCAUUGGCUACCUCACAAAAUAGCAAAUUUUUAGAUACACAGCAUAAAACAGCAUCAACAGUUAGGACCGCUUUACCGCUGGCAAGUAGCAGAAGCAGUACUGAGGUAACAACGAAAUCUCGUCUUUCAGCAAACCGUAGAAAUUCAACAACUUUAGCUGCAAAACCACCAACCGGUUUAAGUGCUGAUAGGAUAAAUGCAUCAUCAUUGAAAGCACGUCGUUCCUCAAUGACCUCCGUUAUGUCUCGUUCAGUAUCGUCAUUAAACGGUGGUUUAACUCCGUCGCGAUCGACUGAUUCUGUCAUGUCAUUCGGUCAAGGUCUUAUCAAAGUUCGCAGUUUUUCAAAUAUUGCUAAAACACCUACCCAUUUGACUAUGAAAGUGAAAAGUAUUAACUGA
This is a messenger RNA of Acanthocheilonema viteae, 2649 nucleotides long. The record is from the annotation of a GenBank genome assembly. NCBI's taxonomy places the organism in Eukaryota, Metazoa, Nematoda, Chromadorea, Rhabditida, Onchocercidae.